AGUUCGGUAAUGACAGUUCAUAACAUUGUUCAGUAUAUAAUAACAGUUUAGCGAGACAAGAAUGUUAGUCAAAAGUUAAAAUUGUUGAGUCAGAUUAACAAGGUCGAACGUUUGAAGUGUACACGGAGUUUUGUAUCAUUUCCAUAAUAGGCACUAUUACGAACUCGCCCAAUCGUAAAGACCGUGAAGCUGGUCCUAUUCUAUUAUUUUAAUCAAGGCUGAAGUUUGGUGAACGCGCAGCAAAUUGUUGUAUAAGUGUAUAUACAAAUCAAGUCUUUAACAAAGAGAGUUAGUAAAUAAUUUGAUACAUCGGGAUUGUGAAAUGUAAACCAGACGGUGUUUUUAAAUAAAUUAGUGUGUUGAGUAUAUGUGAAUAGCUUAGUGUUUCAAUUGUUUUAUUCGCAAAAUGGAAUCAGAAAAAAUAAAAAAUUUAGACGAGUUGAUCAAAAAAUACCACGGUGAAGAUGUGCAAAUUGUGGAUAAAAAGAUGACGAAUUUAACAGCCCCCGGUGAAAAUUACCUCAGUGAUAUAUUUAAACUCGAUGUUACUAUUAAAAAUAAAAAUGGUAAUGAAAGUAUCGAGCACUACGUUGCCAAAUCAGUUUUGAUAAAACCCGAUAUGCCAUCUGAUAUGAAUGUUGAAAUUUUUAAAAACGAAAUAUUAUUUUACACGACGGUUAUUCCUACGAUACGACAAUUUGCUAAAGAACAUGGACUCCAAGACAAGGACGUUUUCCCGGAAUUGAUUGCGGCGAGAAUGAAUUUAGAUCAUACAGAUAAAACAGAUGAAAAUGCUGUUCUAAUUCUGGAAAAUUUGGCGGAAAAAGGUUAUAAAAACGCUGAUAGGCACAAAAGUUUCGAUCUAGACGGCGCUAAAUUGAUACUGUCAGAUCUCGCUAUUUUCCACGCUAUACCGUUGGCUUUGAAAAUCCAGAAACCAAAAUUGUUCGAGGAGAAUAUCGCAAAGAUUUGUAAACUACCAAUUCCUCCUAAUAAACGUGAUGAAAUGAGCCCAUCCUCGCCACCGAAUCCUCCUCCUCCAGGAGGUGACAAAGAUGGUAAAAUGAAACCUCCAAAUCUAGUGCCUCUUUUAACCGAAGUAGCCAAAGAAGAUAUUUUUUGUAGAAAUCACGUCGAUAAAUUGGAAAAGUUCAUAACAGAUAUGGAAAAGAAAAUGCUAGAAGAAUUUGGCGCUAAAACAGAUCCCAGUUUACCUUUUGCAACUUUGUGUCAUAAUGACAUGUGGCUAAAUAAUACAAUGCAACUUUCCGAACAAGAAAAGUUCGUAAAAAAUAAGUUUGUAGAUUUCCAAAUGUGUAACGUGAGUGAACUAUUUUCGGAUUUAAUAUUUUUCCUUUUCAGUAGUGUGGAUUUAAUCACCCUUGAAAACCAUUUAGAUUAUUUGAUAAUGUUUUAUCACGAAUGCUUCAUUAAAAUUUUGGAAAAGUGCAAAUGCGACGUCGCUCCUUACGCUUAUAACAAAUUUAUGAUGAAAAUUAAGGAUGCCAUUCCUUCGAAGUUCUUGCACAUCAUGGUUAUGAAUUUUUUUAUUAUUUAUGCUAAAAAGGGAGUGAUGGGGGGCCCAUUUAACAUGAAAGAAUUAACAUCUAGUGAAUCACAUCCAAUAGCUAAAAAGAAAUUCCUAUUUUUAUUCAGGAAAUUGAUCGAAAACGAAUGGAUUUAAAUUUUGUGAAUCAAUUUUAUUUCCUGAACGGUUUAUUUCGUAAUAAAACUUGAAACAAAGUCCGGAAUAUUUGUUAUUACAUAAGAUACGUAUCAAAACAAGUUAUUUACAUGGUCUUUCGAUAGAGUGCACUGUACAAUAACCAUAUUAUGUCUGUUUUUAUUUAUUAGUUUGGCCACAAAGUAAUUUCGGUUUUGUAGUAUAAAAUAACACACUUUUUUUCAACAAACAAUAGUUUCUAAUCAAUUAUCUAUUUUCCAUUUUCCGAUUACCUUUUGCCAUAUUUCUUUCAGUUCAUAAACUUUCCGGUCCUUAUCCAGGUGCGAUUGAAAGACAUCGUCAUUUAUAAAAGUUGAAAGAAUUUUGCAAACUUCGAAAUAAAUGGUAAUCAAAUUGUGCCAGAUCAGGGCUGUAUGGGAGAUGUGGCAUCACUUCUGGCCGUUUUUCUCUGAUUGCUUCAUCCAGUUUCAUGAGUUAUUGAUCAGAAUUGAUAGUUUGGUUCCUUAGAUUUAGCACAAGAAACCCACCAACUUGGUAAUCCCACCAAAAAACAGCAUAAGCUUUUUUUGCUGUUGUCCAGCUUUCGAUGUGGUUUGUGCUGGUUCAUCUUGUUUGCUCCAUGAUAGUUUUCGAACUAUGUUGAUAUACAGGACGCAUUUUUCAUCCCCAGUGAUGAUUCUUUUCAAGAAAGGGUCAGUUUCAUUUUGUUUAAGGUGCGUAUCGAAAAUGUUGAUUCAUUCAAUUCGUGAGGUUUCCAAAUAUCAAGCUUCUUAACUAACCCAAGACAUUAUAAGUUUUUUUCAAUUAUUGUGUGCAAUACAUGUAGCCUCUUCGCAACCUCUCGAACAAUUAUAUGACGAUCCUCUUCAAUUAUGACUUUGAUUUGGUCAUCAUCAACUUCGGAAUCAACCGUCUGGAACGUUGCUCACUUUUGAGGAAAAAAUCUCCAGAACCGAAUUUUUUAUACCACAUAUUUCUUUGUGAGCCGCAGCAACAUAAAUUAUUCAAAAAAUAAAGCGAGACUCUCUAUCAGUAAAAAGCGAAAGUACUUAGUUGCCAAUCUUAUAUUUUAUUCCAAAUUUACUUCACUUUACAUUUCGACAAUAUUAAUAUUUUAAAAGGGGGUUCACAUCCACUUCUUCAUAUAAUUUUAAGAUCCACGUUUGGCCGCUUUAUGAUAUUGAAAUGAAUGUUUUAAUAAUGGUCUUGUGAUUUUGAUUUUAAGAUAUUUAUUUGCUAAUAAAACACAUUUUUUUUUAA
Diorhabda carinulata is the source of this 2944-nucleotide messenger RNA. RefSeq lists its product as uncharacterized. Bases 407 to 1684 code for a protein of 425 amino acids. The transcript has 5 exons. The record is from RefSeq and is a predicted model, not a curated record. NCBI's taxonomy places the organism in Eukaryota, Metazoa, Arthropoda, Insecta, Coleoptera, Chrysomelidae.